Messenger RNA from Lachancea meyersii CBS 8951, 504 nucleotides. The record is from the annotation of a GenBank genome assembly. Lineage: Eukaryota; Fungi; Ascomycota; Saccharomycetes; Saccharomycetales; Saccharomycetaceae.
AUGGUGCUAGAAGCGUCCCACUAUGAAAUUUUGGGUUUGGAGGCGAAUUGCGAUCUUUUAGAGGUCAAAAAAGCUUAUAAAGACAAGCUUUUAAGCUCACAUCCGGACAAAAGUCUUAAUCGUGAGCAGAGGCAAGAGAUCAUCGGCACUGGAAGCAAGACUUCCAUUGAAAAAAUAAAACAAGCUUACAGAGUACUCUCAGAUGCAAAGAGCCGAGCAAAUUACGACAUCCUGCUCGCUGAAUCGUACAAAAAACACGGUUUUCACAAUAGUGGAGAGGGCUUGGAUUCGUACUCGCUGGACGAGUUCAAACACGAUGAAGACACUGCCGCUUUUUGCAUGAGUUGUCCGCGUUGCCUGGCGCCUGACAGUUUUGAAUUUACAGAAGACAUGCUCGAGGAAAACGGGCUGGAAAAUCCAAGUGGUGGCUUUCUUAUCGUGGUGCAGUGCAGUGCGUGCAGUCUGUGGCUUACGGUGACUUUCGAUAUUGCCGAGGAAGACUGA